CCCAUAACCUCCUCGUACCCAAUAUCACAGGACGCGCAGUGCACGUUCUUAACUGUCCAGUUGCUAGCAGCCAUGUCCGGCCCUCCGACUUCGCGCCUCGAAUGGUUCGCCAGUUUGAAGAUCGACCAGGCUCCGCUCCCCACUGAGGAGACUAAGCACCUCCGCAAGACCGCCAUCAUCGCGACAAUAGGUCCGAAGGUGAACAGCGUCGAGAUGCUCGGCAAGCUCGUCCGUGCGGGUGUCAGCAUUGUCCGCAUGAAUUUCUCCCACGGCACGUAUGAGUACCACCAGAGCGUCAUCGACAACACCAGGAAGAUGGUGGCACAGACGCCGGACUGUCGCCCGAUUGCAAUUGCUUUGGACACGAAAGGACCUGAGAUUCGUACGGGCAACAUGAGGAAUGACACUGAUAUCAAAAUCCCUGCCGGCCACGAGUUUAUCAUCUCUGCUGACAGCAAGUACCGCAACAUCUGCGAUGACAAGGUUAUGUAUGUAGAUUAUGUAAACCUUUCUAAGGUCACCGCCCCGGGCAAGCUGAUCUAUGUCGAUGAUGGUAUCCUGUCGCUCUUGGUCAUCUCCAUUGACGGCAUCAAUGUUCGUGUUCGCUCCCUCAACAACGGUACCUUAUCAUCGCACAAGGGUGUCAACCUUCCCAACACAGAGGUCGAUCUCCCUGCGCUCUCCGAGAAGGACCAGGCGGACCUGCGCUUCGGUGUCAAGAACGGGGUGGACAUGAUCUUCGCUUCCUUCAUCCGACGUGCGCAGGAUGUACGCCACAUCCGUGAAGUUCUCGGCCCCGAUGGCGCAAACAUCAAGAUCAUCGUCAAAAUUGAGAACUUGCAGGGCGUCGAGAACUUUGACGAGAUCUUGCGGGAGACUGACGGUGUCAUGGUCGCGCGUGGUGAUCUUGGUAUCGAGAUCCCGCCGAGCCAGGUCUUCCUUGCGCAGAAGAUGAUGAUCGCGAAAUGCAACGUAGCCGGAAAGCCUGUCAUUGUUGCUACUCAGAUGUUGGAUUCCAUGAUGAACAAUCCCAGGCCAACUCGUGCUGAAGUCAGCGACGUGGCGAAUGCUGUCCUUGACGGCGCAGACUGUGUCAUGCUAUCCGGUGAGAGCGCGAAGGGUGCUUACCCCAUCGAGUCUGUGUUGAUGAUGGCUGAGUGCUGUCUCCUCGCGGAGGCCAUGAUUUGCUACCCUCCCUUGUACGACGAGAUCAGGUUGGCCACUCCUCGUCCGACAGACACUGUGGAGACUGUCGCUGUCGCCGCUGUUGGUGCUGCGCUUGAGCAAAAUGCAAGCGCCAUCAUUGUGCUAUCGACCAGCGGUAACACAGCGCGCCUCGUGUCGAAGUACCGUCCCAGUGCGCCUAUCAUUACUGUGACCCGGGACCAGCAGACCGCUCGCCAGAUCCACCUGAGCCGCGGCUGCUACUCGUUCUGGUAUUCUGAGCCCCGCGGGAUCGAGCCCCACCAAUGGCAGACAGACGUUGACAACCGCAUCCGCUUCGGGCUGCGCAACGCGCUGAAGAUGGGUCUCAUCAAGACCGGCACGACCAUUGUUGCUGUGCAGGGGUGGAGAGGCGGUCUGGGUCACACGAACACGGUUCGCAUCCUGUCCGUGCCCACCGACUCUGCCGACCUGGAGAUGCAGCCGCUCGGAUUGUGAGAAGUAAUGCAGUCGAA
Molecule: messenger RNA, 1679 nt
Organism: Laetiporus sulphureus 93-53
Lineage: Eukaryota; Fungi; Basidiomycota; Agaricomycetes; Polyporales; Laetiporaceae
Product: pyruvate kinase
Exons: 15
Coding region: 73-1662 (529 amino acids)
Biological process (GO): glycolytic process
Cellular component (GO): cytoplasm
Molecular function (GO): potassium ion binding; magnesium ion binding; pyruvate kinase activity
Source: RefSeq, a predicted model, not a curated record